GGGCACCAAAAAAUACUCUACGUUACAUUACAUAUAUACAUGCGUGUAUUACUAACUUUCUAUCGACUUGCACUGAGGAAUGAAAAUGAGUGAGAUCGAACGGCCAGGAUUUGGUGGAGGGGUUGUCACAUGGGCCCAUGGAAGCGUCGACCCUCGCACAUCGCCAUUAUUGCAAUAACGAUCCACUCCCGCUAAACGCCAUUGCGCUUAUUACUUUAAAUAACACUGUUGUUAGAAUCAAAGAGCAGAUGAUAACAUUACUUCAAGAUAAUAAAACGCCGAUAGUUGACAAAACAAGGAAUCAACGCGAGUCGACCAGAAAAAUCAACGUUUACGCUGCUUCAUUAAUUAUCCUGACCAUUCGAUGAUAUUUAUAAGCGCAUAGAUGUGUGUAACUAAUCACGUGCCUGCUGCUUCAUACACACUUGUGCAUUUAGGUCUUCCUAGUCAUUAUUAUAAAUCUCCUCUCUCUCUUACAUUCUUCAUUCCUUCUCUCUCUCUCUCUCUAGAAACACAGAUACACAAACAAAUAUAUUUACAUAAAGAUUAGAGUCUAGAGAAAGGGAGUGUUGUGUGAUGGAGAUAAAAACUAAGAGGUACUGGCGGAGGUGGAGAGGAUACGAGAAGCUUGAUGGGUCAUCAACGCCGGGUCGGAUGAGUGGAAAACGGGUCAAAAUGGAUCCGACCCGGAAGAAACGCUUUUGGAGGAUCAAGAUUAUGCCAAAACUGAGGAUCCUCAGAAGGGCUUCGCCUAAGAAGCUUCUGGUUUGGUUACGUGAUUCUUAUGUUAGUAUGAUGAUGCGGUUGGCGAACUCAAGGGCCGUUGGAUCUUCUGGAUACGGUGGAUCUGGUUUCGGCCCGCCGCGUCAGAUGAAGGAGUAUGAUGAGAAAGUGCUUGUUGAGAUUUACAAGUCCAUAUUAAUGGCGCAGGCGCAGGGGAAUCUCGUGCAACGCGACAUAGCUGAUAAACUUCCUUCUGAACCAGCGGUUGUUCCUGUCUCUUCUUCUGUCGUUAUGUGAUUAAAACAACUGAAAACAACUAUCCGUUUUUCCUUAUAAUAAAAGAUAAUCAAAAUUCUUGACUUGUUUGAUAUGUAUCAAAAUUACAAAAAAAUAAAUAAAAGAGUUAAUUAUUAGAAAGAAAUACUAGUAGAUGGUGGAUUGUGGGCCGAGCAGUAAUGUUUUAUUUAAUGGGGUUUUGCAUUUAUUUAUCAAGUUUUGUUGAAUCUAUGCUUCUAAAAUAUAAAGAUUCGCUGUUGUACCAUGCAUCACCUGUGUAUAAAUCUUUAUACGUAUUAUUAAGGUGGUUCGUCUAUUUAACAUAUAAUUAGUU
Eruca vesicaria subsp. sativa (arugula) is the source of this 1333-nucleotide messenger RNA. Lineage: Eukaryota; Viridiplantae; Streptophyta; Magnoliopsida; Brassicales; Brassicaceae. The record is from the annotation of a GenBank genome assembly.